GUAUUGACAUUACGUCACGGUUACCUUUCCUUGUCACUUCCUGUCGCAGUUCUGUCACCUGCAAGCGAGACAACCUGGAUGCACUCUGCUCUAUUGUUAUCCAGAUGAUUUGAUUGGAUAUACAAGCUGAACAAGAAUGAUAGCCCUGUUGUCGUAACCAAGCUUUGUCAGGUAUUUACAACAGAAAAGAAGUGCUUGUACUCUAUAAAGGAAUUUGGGAUUUAAAUAAUACCUUAGGUUCAACUGAAUUUUAUAACUGAAAGAUUUGAUAAAGUGCAUGUCGGUCCUGGAUUAACUGUGCCGUGAAAUUGCUGCACAACACACAAGGUAUACUGUGUGUUACAAGGCUGAGGAAUUUUCGGAUGUAAACACGGCCGAUUGGGACAGGAUCUAGCUUUUCCUUUGUGCGUAUGUGUGACGGGAUUAGGAGGAAUUCCCGGGUCCCCCUGUGACAUCAGAAACCUCAGCCUCGGAUAUCUGUCAAAACAGGUCUACGACACCCUGUGACUGAGGGUGACAUGACAGUGUCAUUGGUACUCAACACAUUCUGUAUAUAAUCAAUUUGUUUGUCAGGAGAGGAUAGGCAGGAAGAUGACAUCAUCAACAUCAUCUAUUGAUGACUUACUGGAUUUAGACUUUGGUCCAGCUGCUGCUAAUCAGAGCUCAGCAGGUGCGAUUCAGGUGGUAAAUAGACCCGGAGUAUCGAAUACAUCUAAUUCUCUGCUGUUAGAUUUUGGUGCCCCAACUACAGAGUCAUCCACUGACGAUAGUGAACAGAAGGAAUUCUCAAAGGAUGGUGAUUUCUGUCUGUUCAAAAUGGACGAUGUCGCUGAUCAGGGAUCUAAUACUCUGACCACUGGUAAAUCAGCCAUAACGCCCACAUCUCCCUGGCAACCACUGGACGUUAUACCUGGUCAGAUAGACUUGACACCGUCGCGCCAGUCUAAAUCCAGCGUGGGUUCCCUCAGCGACGAGGAUGCACUCCUGUUUGAUCCCCUAGCUCCCACAUCACCACUCAAGCCCACACAGGAGACAUCGGAAAGUGAGCCAACACUCAAGAAGUGGACAGUGACCUCUGGAUCAGAUUCGGACACUGUCCAGCCUGCAGGGCGACCUAAUUUGCUUGACUUUGCAAACGAAACUUGGCCCUCCGAAAGGGAAGAAAACAUGGCAGAUCCUAAACGGGGCAAACUGAACAGGACGAUGGAGCGGAGUUUUGAGGACUUGUUGGCUGGUCUGGAAGAAGACGACCUUGAUGCUGACAUUGAUGAUAUCUUGACCACCGGGUCACUAAGUCCGCAGAUCACGGAUGCAUCCUUCAACGCUAUGGCAGCUCAGAGCAAAAAGACCUACACACAGUUUGAGGAAAGAGUAGGCCGAGUCAAAGAUAAGGAGGAGGGUUCUAAGGAAGCUGAACCACUGCAGAUAUCGGACGACCAGAAGACCAUUGACGAGAUAUUUGGGGAGGUAGAGGAGACUAGAACCGAAGUUGCAGACCUUUUGACCUCCGACGAAGAGGAACCACAACAGGAAGAGGAGAUCGUAGAGGAUGAACCGGAACCAAACGUUGAAGUGAUGGUGACUGAUCAUGAUGAGCCCGACACUCAAACUCAUGACCAAGAUGAGAAAGAGGCUGUUCUGUCCGACAUGGAUGACAGUACAACAGAGAACAGCAAGCUCAAGAGAGAGGCUAGUCUGGACUUCAAUGAUGUUGGGGACACGUCGCAUCUGGAUGUGAACAUUGGCAAGCAGAAGACAUCUCUCAGAAAGAAAGGCUCUCUGGCCCGGCGACGCAAGCCCACACGUACCAACGUCAGAAACAUCCUGAGCUCCUCCGAGGAUAGCCACUUCCAGGACACUACAGAGACCAAACAAUCCCCAUCCUCUGAGGUGAACGGUUUUGGUGCGGAGGAAGAAGUUUUCACAGGGGACAAGUCUGGUUCUCCGGAUCCAACCUCGCCACCGGCAAAAAAGUCAAGUCACCUUAUGAUGCCUCUACCUGGUUUAGGACAGCCCAUGUUGCCAAGGAAAACUCCACAACCCAGAGCCUCUCCUGAUGAGGAAAUGGUCCCUGUGGAGCCAAAGAGAGACCCCAAAGCUAUGGGGAUCAAAUUACCAAUGCCACAACUUAAACCAACAAAGAGGUCUGACAGACAGGAGGAAACGUCUGUGUCUCCUGAAUUCGAAAAGCCAGCUCUGCGUAAAGUAACUUCACCUCAAGAAACAGAAAAAGCUGUUGAGAAAAAUGAUGUGUUUGAAAUUCCAGCUCUGAAAGCUGUAGCACCAGAUAAACCUGCCAGGCACACUGAGAAGGCUGAAACAGAAAAACUUUUUACCAAACCCCAACUGAAAACUGUCCCCAAAAUGGAGGUUGAUACAGCACCUGACCCUGUUGCCACGGAAACACCCUACAAUAUACCACUAAGGCGAGUUGAUUCUAAGCGUGAAAAAUCACCUGUUAAAACAGCUCAGGAAAUUGAAAAUAUUUUUGACACGCCCUCAUUAAAGAAGGUACAAAGGGAAGAGGAAAGUAGCAGAUCAAAGAUUUCACCAGAAAAUGAAGGCAGAUUUGAUGUACCUGCACUGAAAACAGUCUCAAGUGAACUAAAACGAUCAGAAAGUCAGGAAAUUGAGUCUGAAAAAACUUUUAAUAAACCUCCACUCCGAAAUACUCCCAAAGUAAAUGUUGACCCCCCAGCUAGUCCAGAGGGUAAGGGUAAAUUUGACUUACCGUCACUAAAGAGAACCCCUAGGGUUCCUCGUAGUAACAGCUCUGAGCUGAGCAGUGGUGGGGCAUUUGAAGUCCCUAACUUGAGGAAUAGACCCAACUGCCCUGUUGGUACACAAUUAGACUUUGAUGACGCUACAAAAGAGUCUACAGAAAACAAGCAUACCUUUGAUGUUCCUCAACUAAAGAAUACUCCAAAGUCGUCGAAGCCAGAGAUUGAGGGAAGUAAGCCGGCAGCCAGCAAGGAGGAAGAACCGUCAUGGCUGAAGGAUAUGAAGUUGAGAAAGACAAGUACAAAGUCUGAAGAGAGUCUGGACCAGUUGAAGGAAACGGAAACUCCGCUAUGGAUGAAAACCGCUGCAGAGAAACGAGAAAAGGCUGCAGAGAUUCUCAACACAAAAGAAAACCAAAGCAAAACACCAGGUGAUGGUAAACCUCAGUGGACGGAUAUGCCCCGCCUCCGUAAGACGCCCAAUGGUCUCCCACUCCAAGAGUCAACAGAGAGCAGUGAGAACACAAUCAACGGGAACCCGAACCAGGAGACGCGACGAACCAGACUCACAUCUACAGGAUCAAAAGAUGGUGACAGCUCUAGUUCUAGCUCAAGUAGAGAACGCACACCUGUAUCAGGAGGCACAAAGGACCAGUAUGUUCCUAGCUGGCUGAAGACCUCGGACAACCGUCACCAAUCCACCCCAAACCUCAACAUCAUAACGCCACCGUCAGCAGACUCCACCUCCAUUCCACAGUGGAAAAGGGACCUGGCAGAGAGAAGGAAGUUACGCAAGGAAAACAGUGUGGAUACACCGCUUAAAGCCAAGAACGAUUCCACUGAUGCUGGAGCUGCCUCAUGGAAAACAGAAUUCGCUAUGAAGAAAAAGUUGACUCCUCUACCAAAAACUACUGCUGAGAUCAGAACAAGCUCAUCAGAGCCAGAAUGGAAAAAACGAGCGGACGAGAAACGACAGCGACUUAUAAAUCUCACAGCUAAUCGCCAGGAUUCUGGGUUAUUGGAUAAGGUGAAGAAACCUGACGUAUCAUAACAGUUCAAAGUGCCAUGUGGAGGAAAAAUCAAGGAGAGUGUGUAUACAAGUCCUGCUGUAAUUAUAGAGUGACCUCCCUUUAAGAAGCUCUUUUCUUCAGAAGAUCACAAAUGCAGUGGAAUAGUUGCAGAAUGAUCCCCAUUGAGUUGGCAGAGCUGUGACAUUGAUAAUGUAGAUGUAUAUUUUGCGUUGUUAACAUAUCAUGAAGAAUGUAUUAUUGUUGAGAAUGAUGUUAAGGAUUUAUUUUCUCAAGAAUCAUCAUGACAUAAAGGGUAUAUAUGCAAGACCACACAAGACCGUGGAGCGCACGAGUGAAUAUAUACGUCCACGCCAUAAAUGAGCGCUUUCUAAUUCGUUAGAAAAACACAAGUGUGUGGUCUUGCUUUUAUCACAUACCUUUCGUAUUUGGUAGAGAUCGAUACAAAGAUUUUAUAAACUUUGAUAUUUUUUGCGAAUACCGGGAACUUAUCAGUUCGCCUUGACAAGGGGUCGAUUCCCAUAAAAAGUAGUUCCGGCUAGUAGGUAAAUAUAACAUUAUGUAUUGCACAUGUGCAAUACAGAACGUUGUA
Messenger RNA from Mizuhopecten yessoensis (Yesso scallop), 4340 nucleotides. RefSeq names its product titin-like. The record is from RefSeq and is a predicted model, not a curated record. The transcript has 16 exons. NCBI's taxonomy places the organism in Eukaryota, Metazoa, Mollusca, Bivalvia, Pectinida, Pectinidae. The coding region runs from base 592 to 3771 and encodes 1059 amino acids.